AUGGUGCUAAAUGUAAUGCUGACAGGAUUUCUUGCUCAAUUCUCCAUGCAAGAUAGCAAAACGAAUGCUUCCAAAGGUAGGUUUGGUGAAAUGUGAGUGUAGUUUACAUAUAAUUAUGCCGAGCAUGCAAUGGUAAGAAUAAUUUCUUUUUAUCAUGCCUAGCUGCAGAAAAUAGCAUUUCUUAUAAAUCAAAGCAUCAAUUCAUUGGCAGAGCUCAGAUCAUGUAGAACAUGCUACAUUCCUGAUGUACAAACAGAUUCAGCAUUACAUUGCUCAUCACAGCUCUUUUAAAUCAAUUAUAUUACAUCUCAAAUACCCCCCCCCCCCUCCCUUCCCUCUGCAUUACCCCACCCACCAUUCUGAGGAAGAUAUUUAUUAAAGCCCCCUCUCUAUUAGACCCCCGACCUUUUUACAAGAAAGAACACAGUAUACCCUCAUUAAAGGAAGGUUUAACAUCACAAACAUCAUAUUCACCUGAGUACAUAACACCAACACACACAAAAUAAUCAUAUCAUAGAAUACACUGAUGUCGAAGGAACUAAACUCAGUUCCGAAAUAUCGCCAUCUCGAACCGACUUGACCACGUAGCUCAGUUGGCAGAGCAUUGGACUAGUAUCCCAAAGGUCGCAGGUUCGAUUCCCAUGCACCGUGGCCAAGCUAAAUUUUCAGCUUGCCCGGUGUGGAUGCACACUCAGACUAUCAAAGUUUCUGUGAUCACCAGGAAUUUUGCAUGGGUAAAUUCUACGUUUUGAAGGAUUUGCAAGAAAUUUUUGAGGGAACUGAGUCACUGUUUAACAUUGAGUUAGUUCCCUAAUAUAUUUCUACAAAUCCUUCAAAACAUAGAAUUUACCCAAGCAAAAUUCUUACUGUGAUCACUUUGAUGGUGAGAACCAUGCAGUCCUGAGUUUACCACCUCGGAAUAAGCUAACUACAGUGAGUAUAUAUCACACUACACACUUGACAGCAAAUCAUUUCCUGCAUUUCGCUAAAUUAAAAAGCCGUCCUCUUCAUUAAUGCAGAUCUCUCUGACCAGACUUUGAAAGUUUGACUUGUCUUGACCUGUGCAACUCAAACGCUCAAAUUACUUCCAAUAUCUUAUACUGGCUGGAAGUAAAGGACCUUCUCUUCUUUUUCAACUGUUUACAAGGUCUUCAUGCAUGAUAUAGGUGCCUCUUAUUUUCUCAUUUUCUCCUCAGACUCUGCCUCUCAAACCAACAAAGGUUAUUAUCUUCUCUUCUUUGCUGAACUUCUCUUUUUAGAGAGUCGUUUUUUUUUCAACCAGAUUGUUUUUCUUUCGAUCUUCCCGCUCAUAUCAUUGAGUCUACCUCUAUUUCCUCUUUCAAACACAAUCUGUAUUCUCACUACCUUUCCAAACUUGUAUCUACCUUUGACGACAAUCGAAUGUGCACUUGGAAGAGUUAUUGUUCCAAAUGUCGUUCCUACAAUCCAACUUGCUCUUAGUUCAUUUCAUGCACUAUUCAUGUCAAUAUUUGUUCAAAUACAUCAGUGUGUUAAUGUGUGUUUAUGUCUUUAAAUAUAUUUGUUAUAACUACUGCUGUCUUUCUCGGCUUGGUCUUAAUAUGGGAUUAUUGUCCUGUUGACCAUACCUUCUACCUUAUUUGUCCUUCACCUAUUAUAGAAUAAAUCAUUCUGCCAAACCAGAAAUGUUCGUGUUGUACAUUUAGGUAUUUGGUCGAACGAAUUAUAUCAACGACUUAAUAAACAUUCAUGCAAGCCAGGGGGCAUUCAGAAAGACACGACAUUACUUCAUAAACUGAAAUCAGGGACGUUUAUCGAGCUAGGACAUGUCAAUGACGUUGAAGUCUGUGUAUUACAAUGUUGUGAAAGCAAGCACUGUGAACUGGCUUUGUUUAAAGAUAAUUUCUGCUAUGGGAUAACAUGUUACAGUCCUCAACACUGCAAAACUGUGCCUGCCUAUGAAGGCGAUAGUAUGGCGACGGUUUUUGUCACUAAAGCAAAGACGAACCUCACUAAAUAUGGUAAGAUGCGUUUAAAAUGGUCUCAUUAAAACCUCAAUCCUGACUUAAGCCUGAACAACUACGCAUCAACUAUAUUUCUACAUUUACAUACAUAACUUUAUAGCAGGGGUGAAUCUAGCCUCAUCUGCAAGGAGGGGUGCAGGUUUUCCAUGGGCUGGUGCAUGAGGGAGCCUUACUGCCCACUCUCCUCUGCAGUCUGCAACGCUACUAUCCCAACAUUACCAUUAUUUGAGAUGGCCGAAUCUGCAUGUCCACUGUUCUGUUAUACGUUUUACAUUAUCUUUUGUUUAUAAAGUUUAUAUCCGUUUUUACACGUACAUGUAUAUGCAUACGUUUUUACACGUACAGUAUAUUUGAAAAUAUGGUUGUAUAACGACCCCAAUAUGUUAGGGUACUUAACCCUGGUAUUUAACUAAAAUUUUCUCGUGAGCUCGCAAAUUAAUUAAAUCGUUUCGAGAAAUAACAGUAGAAAUUCCGCAAAUCGCUAUUCGAGAAAAUGUACAUGGUCAAGCACAUUUUCUUAAGCUGGUGUUGGAUUUUGUAAGGGGGGUUCUAAACAACAUUACUACACUAGGAUCCGUCCGACAUUAACACACACAACGUUAUAGUGACAUACCCUUGUUGUGACGUAGGCACGACGAACAGCCAAUCAGAAGAAAGGAAAACAAAGCAGAAGACUGCAGAGUUCGUAUUCUAUCCAUCAGAGAGCUCCACUGAUCUCGCGUUCUCUGUAAAUCUGAGAAAAAUUGCCAAACAUUAUGUACAUGACGAGAGAGUACGGAAUGCCUUAACUGCCAAAGCAGACGAGGACAUAACUCGACGAAAGGAAACUUUCAAUGCCAAAGGAGGCCAACAUACGUCUCAAAUUGAAAUGACAGGCAUUGAUAUGACGGGAUACGAAGGGAGGGCAAACAUUGGGAACAGAAAUGAGUCGAGACUGGAUGAAUUUUUGUCAAGGAAUCAUGCACGUCCGUCAAAAGACAGUCAUACGGCACAGUCUGGCAAACGUAGCGAGACAUUUCGGAAAUUACCGGUAAGAGAAAUCCAACAAAAAUUAUUUUGGGAGGGAAAUGGAUUUUUUUAAUAUUCAAGCCGUUCACGUUAAAUUUAUCUUGAUAAUCUAACAGAAGGAAGGUGGAACAAAAGUUACAAAACGUGGGGCUUAUUUUCUCAAUUUGUCAGUUCUAGGGCGCGUCGGAAUUUGCUUUUGUGAUUUUCAAUACCUAUACAAGCUAUUGACCUGAAAUCUUCACUGAAUGUUGAAGAGUUUAUCAGUUGUGCAAGGAAUUACGAUAUUUGAGUUUUGUACAAGCAGUAAUGAGUUAUGGAUACUUUGCUCAGUCAGUGUAGGACAUUUUUCUUUACCACUAUUGAAGAUGCUAGAGAAUUAUGAAGAGAUGACCAUAUCUAGUUGAUUCUACUUCCUUGUAUAGCUCAAGCAUUAGUUAUAAUAUCUCGAAGUUUUAGACUCUCAGCUAUAAUACAUUUGUGAGAAUACUACCUACACUGGACCCACAUGUCUGAGACAUCUUUUUUCACGAGGUAGCUCAGACACAAACCACGGCCGCUUAUUGAAGAAUACUACUAACACUGGACCACUACGUUUGAGAUAUCUUUUUCAAGUAGUUCAGACACAAACCACGGCCGCUUAUUGAAGAAUACUACUAACACUGGACCACUACGUUUGAGAUAUCUUUUUCAAGUAGUUCAGACACAAACCACGACAGAUUAUUGUAGAAUACUACCUACACUGGACCACUACGUUUGAGAUAUCUUUUUCAAGUAGUUCAGACACAAACCACGACAGAUUAUUGUAGAAUACUACCUACACUGGACCACCACGUUUGAUAUAUCUUUUUCAUGUAGUUCAGACACAAACCACGACAGAUUAUUGUAAAAUACUACCUACACUGGACCACCACGUUUGAGAUAUCUUUUUCAAGUAGUUCAGACACAAACCACGACAGAUUAUUGUAGAAUACUACAUACACUGGACCACCACGUUUGAGAUAUCUUUUUCAGGUAUGACAGGUAGUUCAAACACAAACCAUGACAGCUUAUUGUAGAAUACUACCUACACUGGACCACUACGUUUGAGAUACCUUUUUCAGGUACUUCAGACACAAACCACGACAGCUUAUUAUAGAAUACUUCCAACACUGCACCACAACGUUUGAGGUUCUUAUAAUUCUUUUCUUUCUCUGAAGAAACGAUCUUUUUUCUUACAGACAAAACAUAACAGCACAAUGGGUAUCGAAUGGAGAACAAAACUCCUAAAAGCUUUCAUAGCAAGCUCAUCUGUCGCUCUACUGGUUGUUCUCUUGGCGUUACUGGCCAUGACUAGAAGAAACAGGGAAUGA
This is a messenger RNA of Paramuricea clavata, 4360 nucleotides long. The record is from the annotation of a GenBank genome assembly. NCBI's taxonomy places the organism in Eukaryota, Metazoa, Cnidaria, Anthozoa, Malacalcyonacea, Plexauridae.